AAAAUUUAACCUAUAUCCUAAGGCAUGAGUUAAAAAAUCUCAUAAAAUAUUAACAAUAAAUGAAAUGUGGUACCAAGUAAGAACCAAAAAUAAGCGGAAAAAAUCUAGUGUUUAACAUGGAUCCGAGGAAUCGAAAUUAUUCUUAACUACAUGAUUAAUUAUAAGUUGAAGUUAACCAGUGUACUUACUAAACCAAAGAACUACUCAAGAAUUCACUUGCAAAGAUGAGAGAGAGAGGCAGGAAAAGAGCUUGGGAUCGGAAAAGCAGAUAUCAAGCAAGGGAUGGCUGGACAGCACUGGACAGAGAGGCGGCACGACUAAAAGGGAGAAGCAGCUUCACAAGGAGUUCAGAUGCAGGAGGAUACGCGGGACACAGCAGGCAGCAGAAGAUGUUGGGAGAUUGGGGUUACGAUAAGGGGACAUACAGACAAGCAACAGCCUUCUUCUUCACUAAUUUCCCUGAGGAGUGGAGCUACACAGAUAUGUGGUCAACCUUCCGCAAGUUUGGAAGAGUGAUAGCAAUUUAUAGCCCGACGAGAGGAAACAAGAGUGGUAGCAGAUUCGGCUUUGUCAGGUUCUUGGAUGUCAAGAAUGAAAAGGAUCUUGAGAGACAACUAGAUCAGAUCCGGAUUGAAGGAAGGAAAAUAUGGGUGAAUGUGGCUAAGUAUCCAGAGGAAAAAGUGGCAAUGAAGGAGAUUAGUAGAACCGCACCCACAGUCAACACUAUCCAGGACAGAUCGUAUGCUGAUGUAGUUGGUGGGCGAGUAGGAGUGAAAGAAGGGAAAACAGAGGAUCAUCAAAUGCCACCACAGCUACAAGAUGUUCAAAGGAAUUGCAGAAAAAGAGAAGGAAACUGGCAGCCGUUGAGAAGACAGACAUGGAGAGUGAAAAAUAGAAGAGAGGAAUGGUCCGGCUUUGACAUUGAAGAAAAGUUCUACAUGGAAGGUUAUUUUACAUGCCGUCUUCGUGCUAUGGGAGGCAAUCUGGUUCUCAUGGACUGUGAGGAUAAGGGAGAACUUGAAGAUUUAGUGCACGGUGCGUCAGAUUGGUUAGGCCAGUGGUUUUCAGAGGUGAAGCCUUGGUCUCCAAAAGAGGUGGCAAAAGAAAGAUUUGCAUGGAUAAGAUGCCAAAGAGCACCUCUACACGCAUGGGGUCCAGAUUUUUUUGAGAGAAUGUCAUCAGCUUGGGGCAAAUUCAUUUGUCUAGAUGAUAGCACAAGCAAAAAGAGGAGAUUUGAUAUAGCAAGGUUCCUCAUCUCAACGCCAAUUAUGGAUUCAAUCUCAGUUAGGAGGCAAAUUAAAGUGAAUGGGGAAUUAUUCAGUUUAAAAUUCACGGAAGAGGAAUGGACCAAUAGCCUUUUCUCACUGAGACAGGACUUCAUCUUAAAGUUCGCGAGUGAUUCGGAAAUUGAAGAACACUGGUCUGAAGUAAGCGAUUGGGACGAAGGACAGCAAGGUGGCAAACACGGUGGUGAAUGGGAGCCUUUAGUCGGAGAAGAUGAUGAUAGGGAGGAUAUCCGAGAUUGCAGCUGGAGGCACAAAGGGUUGGUAGAUAUCUCGGACUCCGAGGAAAGGUUUGAAUCAGUAGGAAAGAGCUACGUAGGGGAACGUUACAAUGAGACUGACAUGAGAUCAUUGAGCCGGAUUGUAGAAGAGGAGUCAGUGGCAAUGGUAGCUGAUAGCAUUAAUGUGGGUGAAGACCUGUCAGAAGCAGGUGGCAGAGAUGAUGACGGGAAGUUUGAAUCAAAUUCAAAAUGUAAGGAACAGACAACUUCAGAUCCUAUUGAAUGCCCAGAGAGCAAUGGAGUAGAUCUGCAGGCUAAUUUGGGCCAAAAACUCAGUGUAGCUGGAGCAUCGGGCAAAGAAGAUUGGGCCUGUAAGGCCUCUAGCAACAACCAGCAAAUGGGUUGCAAAGUGAGACCAGUUGGUGAAGGCCGAAUAGAGAAAACAUGCACUGCAGAUGGAACUUCGGAUAAAGUAGAUUGGGCCCAAGUGGAUAUAGGCGACAACAUGCAAACGGGCUCCGAAACGAGACUAGCAGCUGAAGGCCAUAAUGAGCAGUUACACGGUUUAGAAAGGCAAACAGAGGAAGGAAACAACGCAGAAGACUCAAAGACAAUCAGGACAAGUCGACGGAGUGAGGAAGGAACGGAGAAGGAGAAGAUGGACAAGAAAUGGAGAAAAGAGAAGACAAGGAGCAGGAAGAGAGCAAAACUAGACAAAGCUAAGCCGAAACAUGCAGUGACAGAAAGAGAGGGCAUACCGGAGUUCAUAGCUUGCACCAGCAAUUCAGUAGCAGGGGGGUCAUUGGGAGAUAGUGGAAUUGUGAACCGCAACAGAUUAUUGAUGGGUCAAUCAAAUCGAAAAAUGGCAGAGCAACUUUGGGAUUUUGCAAAAAAGAUAGGGGCAACAGCAGAGAACGAGGAGACAGUUAUUAGAAGCCUUGAGGAGAUGGAAGCAAGAGACAGGAAAGUUAAGGAAGCCGAGGCAUCAAAGAAAGCGUGCAAGGCACAGAAGAGACACCUUAAAGACUUAGUGAAUAGAGAAAGGGUGAUUUUUUUAGCUGUGCAAGAAACAAAGCUAAGUGUGGUAGACAGAAAGAUUUGUAGAACAAUCUGGGGUUCAGAGGAGUUUGAUUGGGCUGCUAAGAAUCCAGUAGGAAGGUCAGGAGGGUUGUUGUGUUUAUGGGAUCAGAAAGCUAUUAGAAAGAUUCGGGUGUUAGAGGGAGAAAAUUUCAUAGGAGUGGAAGGGAUGUGGUUGCCAAAAAAUACUACCAUUACCAUUAUCAAUGUCUAUUCUCCGUGUCAUUUAACAGGGAAAAGGGCAUUAUGGGAGGAGCUUAAAAAUUUAAUAUCAGGGAAUGGAGGAAACAUUUGUCUGGUUGGAGACUUUAACACAGUUAGGAGAGCAGAGGAAAGGACUGGCUGUAGAGGAGUAACGUCAGAGAUGAGGGAGUUUGACGAUUUCAUCCAUGAAACGGAGUUGAUAGAUAUACCACUUCUUGGCAGAAAGUAUACAUGGUAUCAUACUAAUGGCAAGUCAAUGAGCAGAAUUGACAAAUUCCUACUGUCUGGGGGAUGGUUAGAAAAGUGGGAAGAGGUCAGACAAUGGGGAUUAAGCAGGGUAGUCUUUGAUCACUGUCCACUGUUGCUUAAACACAAAAAAGUAGACUGGGGUCCUAAGCCCUUCAAGUUUUUUGACGUAUGGCUUGAACAGGAUGGAUGCAAAGAGCUGAUAAAGGAAGUCUGGAGUAAUACUAACAUCCAAGGUUGGGCAGGAUUUCGGCUUAAAGAAAAGCUGAAGAUGACAAAGGAGGCCUUAAGGAAGUGGAGCAAAAAUCUACUCCCUGAAGUCGAUAGUAAAAUAAACAAGGCUGCGACAGAGAUUGAUCGAGUUGAUUUGAAGGGUGAAAGUGAGCACCUAUCAGAAGAAGACAUCAAAAGCAGAAGGGAUGCUACCCUAGUCCUAUGGAAAAACAUAAGGAUUAAAGAAAGCAUGUUACACCAGAAAUCAAGGAAGAUUUGGUUGCUUAAGGGGGAUGCCAAUACAAAAUUUUUUCAUAAUUGUGUGAAGGGCAGAUGGAGGAGGAGUGAAAUAAAUAGUAUUGUUAUUAGAGGAAUGCAGAUUGAAGAAGUGAGUAGAUUGAAAGAGGAGAUCGCAGCAUUCUAUGAAAACCUGUUCAUGGAGGAGCAAGAGGAGCGCCCAAAGUUGGAAGGGGUUUGUUUUAAGCAAGUGCAACCCGAAGAUAAUAGACAGCUCAUCGAGGCUUUUACUGCUGACGAGAUUAAGGCAGCAAUAUGGGAAUGCGAUAGCUCGAAAGCGCCGGGACCCGACAGAUUUAAUUUCAGAUUUGUUAAGAGUGAGUGGGAAGUAAUCAAAGAAGAUGUCAUUGAAUUCCUACAAGAGUUCCACAAAAACAGCAAAAUGGUGCGGGGUUUGAACUCCUCUUUUAUUGUCCUAGUGCCAAAGGUGGACAACCCGCAGAAGAUCGAGGAGUACAGACCUAUCUCGCUUAUUGGCGUUAUCUACAAAAUCUUGGCCAAGAUACUUGCUAAUAGAUUGAAGAAGGUACUUGAUGAGCUAAUUGGCGAGCAACAGAUGGCAUUCAUCAGCGGUAGGCAGCUAAUGGAUGGAGUUGUUAUUGCAAACGAGUUGGUCGAUGAAGCAAAGAAGAGAAAGAAGAGUACUUUUAUGUUUAAAAUUGAUUUCGAAAAGGCUUACGACAAGGUCAGCUGGAGCUUUCUUGACUAUAUGAUGCUGAGAAUGGGGUUUUGCACCACUUGGAGGAAAUGGAUCAGGGAGUGUCUUGAAACGAGCACGGUGUCAAUUCUAGUUAACGGGAGCUCGACAAGGCAAUUUUCAGUUUCAAGGGGACUCAGGCAAGGAGAUCCCUUAUCUCCCUUUUUGUUUUUAAUUGUUGCAGAAGGGCUGAAUGGACUGGUUAGCACGGCUGCUCAGAAGGGUUUACUACAAGGAGUGGAGGUGGGCUCUCGUAACCUCAAAAUAUCACAUCUCCAAUAUGCUGAUGACACGAUAUUGUUCGGUUCAGCCACAGAGGACAAUGUAUGGGCAAUGAAAGGAAUCUUGAGAGCAUUCGAGCUAUGCUCUGGUUUGAAAAUCAAUUUCCAUAAGAGUCAACUGCUGGGUAUUUGUGUGGGGGAAGAUUGGCUGGACAAAAUGUUGUGGAUUCUAUGUUGCAAAAAAGGAGAGUUCCCAUACAAGUACCUGGGAAUUCCCAUAGGAGGAAAUUGCAGAAGUCUUGGGUUCUGGAAACCUUUGGUAGAUCUGUUCUCCAAGAAAUUAUCCACAUGGAAGGCUAGCUACUUGUCUCUUGGGGGUCGACUCACUCUUAUCAAUUCAAUGCUGUCCAGCCUCCCGGUCUUUUGGAUGUCGAUGUAUUUGAUCCCAAAAGGUACGAUCCGAUCUCUUGAUAAAAUCCGUAGGAAUUUUCUGUGGGGCGGGAUUAAAGGGGGGAAUAGAAUAAAUUGGGUGAAAUGGGAUGAGGUUUGCAAAGAUAAAGAAAGAGGAGGACUAGGAGUAAAAGAUCUGGGGAAACUGAAUUUCGCUCUGUUAGGUAAAUGGUGGGGGAGGAUAGUGUCGGAGGAGAGAGGUCUUUGGAAGAAGGUCAUAUGUGAAAAGUAUGGCAUAGAAGGGGAACAUAGUUGUAAUUGGCUGAGGGGGGGUUUUAAUUUUGGUUCUUUGUGGUGGAGAGACACAUGCAGGCUAGACACUAUAGCAGUGGAGAAACAUGGAUGGUUAGCCAAUGGGUUUAAAAUAAAAGUGGGGGGAGGAGAGUUGGUCAAAUUCUGGUGGGACAUUUGGAGUGGGGGGGAGAGCAUAGCUAACAAAUUUCCUAGACUCUAUGCUCUGUCAACAGGUAAAGAUAACAAAAUAUCCCAGAUGGGGGAGUGGGUGAACGGAGCAUGGAAGUGGAAAUUACAAUGGAGGAGGAGCUUGUAUAGCUGGGAAAAACAACAAGAAGAAGAUCUGCAGAGGGAGCUUCAAAGAACCCCAGUAGUGAGAGGCAAGCUGGAUCGGUGCGUGUGGGUACACUCUAAGGACGGAUGCUACUCCACGAGAACAGCUUAUCAAGUAUUAACAGAAGCACAAAGUUUGGCCCAACACAGAGCAGAUUUAAGCAAAGUUUGGAAUGUUUUCAUACCCAAUAAAAUAGCAGCCUUCUCCUGGCAAUUACUGCAGGACAGAGCACCAACGAAACUUAAUCUCUUGAAAAGAGGUAUUUUACAAAACAUUUCAGAGUGCAUGUGCGAUCUAUGUGGCAGGGAGUAUGAAGACUCCAACCAUUUAUUUAUUCAUUGCAAAGUAGCCUAUAGUCUCUGGACAGCAUGUUUUAAGUGGUGGGGAUUAACUACUGCGCUAGACAAGGAUUGCUGCAGGGUAUUUGAACAACACCCUCAUUUGUUAAAUAAGCCAGGUGAGAAGAAGGGAUGGGAUUGUAUCUGGUUCACAUUGAUUUGGACAAUUUGGUUAGCAUGAAAUGAGAGAACAUUUAGAGGGAAGGGGGCAGACAAAGAAAGACUCUUCGAGCUCAUACAACUUCGUUCUUUUCAUUGGAUAAAGAACAAGAGCAAUAGAUGCUAUUUUUCGCU
Molecule: messenger RNA, 6109 nt
Organism: Rubroshorea leprosula
Lineage: Eukaryota; Viridiplantae; Streptophyta; Magnoliopsida; Malvales; Dipterocarpaceae
Source: the annotation of a GenBank genome assembly